AUGGAAGUGCCAAUGGCGGAAGAACUCUGGAGGACCAAGCAGGGACUAUGGCGACCAGAUCACGGUGUGGUCAGGUAUUCCGUGCCGCAUUGGAUGAAGUUUCGCGCCGAUGCGGAGGAUUUGUUGUACAUCCUGCGGAAUCAAGUUCCUGCGAAUUGCAAGGACUGGUCGUUGCAGCUGCUGAACAAGGCCUAUUGCUCCUCGUGCCGACGCUACGGCUCGUGGGAUCGCUUGAACUUGUGCUUGCACGAUUUCCUGGCGCUUUUCCCGCGCACCUUCGAACUCUUUGGGCCUUCGAAGAACUUGGUGCGACCCCUGCGCUACACCGUGGCCGCCGUUGCGGACGGCGAAGAGGAAGUCAUGAAGCGCUUGGCCCUGGCGAAACAGCAAGGAGUGGUGCAUGCGCAAACCCCCAUCGAUGGAGCGGCCGGUGAAGCCUCGACAAGGUUGAUAGCUGCCACACCUGACAUCCAGCACACCUUCGCAGAUACUUGGUAUAUCCCCAGUAGGUCAGAGUCGAAACGCUCCAGCCUCCGCAGUAGUUAUGCCUCACGCCCGACCUCCGCUGGUGCCUCGCGCCCGACCUCCGCCGGCGCCUCGCGCUUGUCCCGUCCCAACUCCGCCGUCACGCGGCCCUCCAGGCCCUCCACCGCAGGGACCUCGCGGCCCACGUCGGCCACGCGGAUCUCCAGACCAACCUCGGCCACACGGGCAUCAAGACCCACGUCGGCCGCAUCCUAUCAGGUGCAUUCGCGAGUGGCCCAGAGCGACAUGGAAGGCUGCAGCCGCUCUGAGAGACGUUGGCGAUUCCAGGGGGGAGGCGCCUUCGCGUUGCUAAACGAAGUGGCUUCAGCCUAUGUCUUCAGAAAGGAGGUGGACUCCGCCUUGAACGUGGCCUCCGCCUCCUUGCGUCUGCUUCGGGCUGCCGAGGACCUUCCGGGGGAGUUGGUGGCACUGAAGGCGCCCGGAGAGGCGACUGCGGAUCUCCACCUUUGCCGCGGGGAUACGGAGCCAGCCCUACGACUGCUCCAGGAGGUGAUCUCCUUAUCCCACGACUCGGGCGACGUCUCGGACGAGGUCGACGCGCACGUGAGCUGCGCGCGGCUGCGGGUGCUGCGCUGCGAGGCGGCGGAGGCCACCUUGAGCGCCGAGGCGGCGGUGAAGGCGGCCAGCACGGAGAUGACUGAGGCCAAAGCCUUGUUGGGCAUGGCGAAAGUCUUGGGGGCCAAGGAGGAGAUGAGUGCGGCCAGGGAAGCAGCGCAGAAGGCUGCAGCCCUCUUCAAGCAGAAAGGCUACUGCUCGGGCGAGUUCUUGGCUUUGGACCUGGCAUGGCAAUGCUCAGCAGCCGAGGCCACCAAGUUGGCACAGCAAAGUGCUCAGGCCUUCCACAGCUCCGGCGACCUCUGCAGCGCCGCGAAGGCGCAGCUCAGUGCGUCGCGCCACGCGCUGCGCGCGCGAAGCGCGGACGUGGCGACCGCUGCGGCGGAGAAGGCGCUGCAGAUCUUCCGGGAGUUGAAGCACACCAAAGGUGAAGCGGAGGCCCUUCAAAGCUUGUCCGCUGCUGAAGCUGCCAGGGGUCGCCCCUCCAGCAGCAUCAAAGCUGCGGUCGACAUGGUGGCUCUCUACACACGACGGGGCGAUUUGAGAGGGCAGGCCGGCGAGAUGGCUGAAAAAAAAACAAUAUAUGUUAAUCUGGGACACACACACAUAUAUAUAUAUAUAUGUGUAUAUAUAUAUACAUAUACAGUAUAUAUACGUAUAUAUAUAUAUAUAUACAUAUUAUACAUAUAUAUAUAUAUAGCCACCGCAAAAACUCCGGAAAUACUAAAUAUGUAUUGGACGGACAUUGGUGUAUGGAAAUUGAUGCAAAUUUGUUAA
This is a messenger RNA of Cladocopium goreaui, 1878 nucleotides long. The record is from the annotation of a GenBank genome assembly. NCBI's taxonomy places the organism in Eukaryota, Dinophyceae, Suessiales, Symbiodiniaceae.